AUGAAACACAUUGUGGGGAAAGUAGUGUUAUUGGGUUACCAAGGUGUUGGUAAAACUUCAACUGUAACAAGAUACGUGGAGAACACUUUUAAUCAUCAUGUCACACCAACAGUUGGGGCAUCAUUUUUCAGUUGCAAGAUCAAAGUCGAUGAAAAUUAUGUUACAUUACAGAUUUGGGAUACAGCAGGUCAGGAACGUUUCAAAGCAAUGGCGCCGAUGUUCUACAGGAACGCCAACGCAGCUUUGCUAGUUUUCGACAUAACCUCUCCCACCUCUUUUGAAGGUAUGAAGAUGUGGGUGCAAGAAGUGAAGCGAAAUGUCGAAGAGGCUAUGGUACUCUGCGUUGUCGGAAAUAAGACUGAUCUCAAUGACCAAAGAAAGGUUUCCAGAGAGGAAGCAAUAGAAUAUUCGAGGAGUAUAGGUGCUAUUUAUUUAGAAAGUUCUGCCCUGACUGAUCAGGGGACUGGGUUGAUUUUCGAAAAAAUUGCCCAAGAGCUACUGAAACUGUCCGGUGAGGGUUCUAGUAGCACCCUAAAGGUUUUCGAUAAUGACUUUAUGGCCAAAUCUAGUGAGCUAGAAGCUACCGAUAUCGGUACAGAAGAGAACGUGAAUUUGAGCAUAGGAAGCAUUGCGCAUGGCAAUUCGGUGCAAUCGAGGUGCUGCUGA
Messenger RNA from Phaedon cochleariae (mustard beetle), 666 nucleotides. NCBI's taxonomy places the organism in Eukaryota, Metazoa, Arthropoda, Insecta, Coleoptera, Chrysomelidae. The record is from the annotation of a GenBank genome assembly.